Balearica regulorum gibbericeps (East African grey crowned-crane) is the source of this 741-nucleotide messenger RNA. NCBI's taxonomy places the organism in Eukaryota, Metazoa, Chordata, Aves, Gruiformes, Gruidae. The record is from RefSeq and is a predicted model, not a curated record.
GGACCCCCGGGGCCACCCGGCCCCCCCGGCACGCCCGGGGCUCCAGGGACGGUUGGCAGGAUGGGCUUCCCCGGCAAAGAUGGCAAGGACGGCAAGGAUGGGGAUAAAGGCGAGCACGGCGAUGAAGGUCCACAAGGCAGAACAGGAAACCCCGGCAAGCCAGGACCAAAGGGGAAAGCAGGAGCUAUUGGCAAGGCAGGCCCACGAGGGCCCAAGGGUUUAAAGGGUAAUCCUGGAAAAAACGGGGCACCAGGAAAGAAAGGUCCCAAAGGGAACAAGGGCGAGACCGGGAUGCCAGGACCCUGCACCUGUAACACCAACAAAGCCAAAUCUGCCUUCUCUGUGGCAGUCUCAAAGAGCUACCCAAGGGAAAGGCUGCCCAUCAAAUUUGAUAGGAUCCUGAUGAACGAGGGAGGACAUUACAAUGCUUCCAGCGGGAAAUUUAUAUGCAGCAUCCCAGGAAUUUACUACUUCACUUAUGACAUCACUUUGGCCAACAAACACUUGGCCAUUGGCUUGGUCCACAACGGGCAGUACCGGAUCAAGACUUUUGAUGCCAACACUGGGAACCACGACGUUGCCUCUGGAUCAACCAUCCUUUCCCUGAAGCAGGAGGAUGAGGUGUGGCUGCAGAUCUUUUACUCAGAACAAAAUGGGCUCUUUUAUGAUCCCUACUGGACAGACAGCUUAUUCACUGGCUUCCUGAUAUAUCCCGAUCAAGAUUAUCUCAAUGAAAUAUAG